This is a messenger RNA of Aspergillus candidus, 1446 nucleotides long. Its product is annotated as bifunctional alcohol dehydrogenase/S-(hydroxymethyl)glutathione dehydrogenase. Gene Ontology annotation, biological process: formaldehyde catabolic process. The record is from RefSeq and is a predicted model, not a curated record. The transcript has 6 exons. Gene Ontology annotation, molecular function: S-(hydroxymethyl)glutathione dehydrogenase [NAD(P)+] activity; zinc ion binding. Bases 177 to 1316 code for a protein of 379 amino acids. Gene Ontology annotation, cellular component: cytosol. NCBI's taxonomy places the organism in Eukaryota, Fungi, Ascomycota, Eurotiomycetes, Eurotiales, Aspergillaceae.
UCUGGAUCCCCUCACCACGAAAUCUCCACCACCCUCCCCCGAUCUCGCCCGUUUAAAGCAUUGAUUUCCCCUCCAUUCAUCCGUGCCUUUUUUUCUCCUUCUCUUUUCUUUUUUUCUUCCUCCGUUUCUUCGUCUGUUCUUUUCUUCUCUCCCAUACUCAACCUCGAAUCAUCACAAUGGCCAGCACUGUCGGACAAACCAUCACCUGUAAAGCCGCCAUCGCGUGGGGCGCCGGCGAACCCCUCUCCGUCGAGGACGUCGAGGUGGCGCCGCCCAAGGCCCACGAAGUGCGCAUCCAGAUUCACCACACCGGUGUCUGCCACACGGACGCAUACACCCUGUCCGGCAAGGACCCCGAGGGCGCGUUCCCCGUCGUCCUGGGCCACGAGGGCGCCGGUGUCGUCGAGUCCGUCGGCGAGGGCGUCACCUCCGUCAAGCCGGGUGACUAUGUCGUCGCUCUCUACACCCCCGAAUGCCGCGAAUGCAAGUUCUGCAAGUCCGGCAAGACCAACCUGUGCGGCAAGAUCCGCGCGACCCAAGGCAAGGGCGUGAUGCCGGACGGCAGCUCGCGGUUCAAGGCCCGCGGCAAGGACCUGCUGCACUUCAUGGGCACGUCGACCUUCUCGCAGUACACAGUCGUCGCAGACAUCUCCGUCGUGGCGGUGACCCCCAAGAUCUCGACGGACCGGUCGUGCCUGCUGGGCUGCGGCAUCACGACGGGCUACGGCGCCGCGACGGUGACCGCCAAGGUGGAGGAGGGCGCCAACGUGGCGAUCUUCGGCGCCGGCUGCGUCGGUCUCUCCGUCAUCCAGGGAGCCGUGCGCAACCGCGCGGGCAAGAUCAUCGCCGUGGACGUCAACGACGGCAAGGAGGCGUGGGCGCGCAAGUUCGGCGCCACCGACUUCGUCAACCCUACCAAGCUGGACGGCAAGACCAUCCAGGAGCAGCUGAUUGAUAUGACCGACGGCGGUUGCGACUACACCUUUGACUGCACGGGUAACGUGGGCGUCAUGCGCGCGGCCCUCGAAGCCUGCCACAAGGGUUGGGGCGAGAGCAUCAUUAUCGGUGUUGCUGCUGCCGGCCAGGAGAUCUCCACUCGUCCAUUCCAACUCGUCACCGGCCGCGUGUGGAAGGGCUGCGCCUUCGGCGGCAUCAAGGGCCGCACCCAGCUGCCCGACCUGGUCGACGACUACCUGAAGGGCGAGCUCAAGGUGGACGAGUUCAUCACGCACCGCGAGCCGCUGUCGGAGAUCAACACUGCGUUUGAGCAGAUGAAGGCUGGCGACUGUGUGCGGUGUGUUGUUGAUAUGUCGUAGUUGGACGGAUGAAAAAGAAAAAGAAAUGAAAUGAAAAGGAAGGAAAAGUGAUGUUGUCAAUGAAAUGAAUAAUUUAUGUGGAUUUGUUUAGUAUAGGAAUGAUGUUGAUACCAAUUGAUUGAUGUAAGGC